AUGGCACCUACCUUCAAUGAUCUGGGCGCAGACCUUUCACGGAUUCUGAAAAGCCGCUGGGAAACUCAAUAUCCACUCCAUCGCUUUGUCCUCGUCUCCAUCACAACCGCACUCCCAGGUGCAUUCCUUCUCUUCAUUCAAAACAAUCCGGACUCUUGGGCGGCGAAGCGGCGGACUCAGGUUGUAAAUGCGUUGCAUGUGCUAGCUCUUGUUACAGUCGCCGGUCAGAGGAUUUCGGUGCAGGACAUAUUAGUGGCGGCUUUGGUUAUGACGUCGUUCGAGGCGUGGCGGACAAUCACGCACAGUACGAUUGAAGGCAGAGACCCUGAUGCGCCUUCAACUUUAGCGGUUAAAACACUACUCUCUUCCACUCAUUCCACUGUUGCCGAGUCGGAUAUCGCAGUCUGCCCAGGCAACAAAGCAAAUAACGCACAGGGAAGUGUAGCAGCGCGCACCUUCGCCACUGCAGAUCCUAAGGACAAAGAGAUUAUGCACCUCCAGAACACCUUGAUUGAGGUGAAAACAGCGGAAAAGAACAAGGAAACCGACCUCAAGCGAACUCAAGUGGAUCUACGGAAUGCGCGGGAGACUCUUACGGAGACUUUUGCUGAGUACACUAGCUUGCGAGAUGAGAUGAAGACGAUGAAGGCCAAUAUUGGGCGUGACCAACAGUCUGUUAUCUAUCGCAAAGACAUUGAGCUGUUCGCGCUGCGAAAAUCGAUCGAACAAAAGGAGUCAUAUAUUAAGGAGAAGGACGUGAAAGUGGAUGAGAUCAAGAGGCAACACAAGGCUACUUUAGAGCUCAAGGAUGCGCAAAUCCGGAGUCUUAAAGACCGGGUUGCAAUAUUCGAAAGUCACGAGAAACAAGCUAUCCACAAUCGAUCCAAGAGUGAAGGCCAACACCAAGCAGCGCUCCGAGUCAAGCUUCUUAAGGUAAAUGGGCGAAGCUCUGAAGAGAUUGAGCGCCCGAGCGAAGAGAAAGAUGCCGAGAUUGCUAGACUUAGAGAUUGUCUAGCGGGAGCAGAGAAGGCUUCGGAAACUUUGGCACAUGCCCAAGCAGAAUUACGCAGGGCUUGGGAUGCAACCUUGGAAGCAGAACGUGCUUUGAAUGAGGAACGGCGGCAUCAUGCGCAAACCCGAGCCGAACUCCAAGAGACUGCGAACCGAUUUGAGGAUGAGCUUAAGAGGAGCAGCCAAAAGAGCUCCCCAACCAGAUUACCUACCAUCGACGAACAAGAUCGAAAGGAGCUAGAGGCCAUGUUUAAUGCCGCCCAACAGGACAACCUUCGACUAUACUCCAAUCUCGAUGCCGCGGACAAGGAGCUCCGCGAAAUUACUACCCGGUUAUCUACUGCUGAGCAAGAGCUCGAUGCACUACGUGAACAGCUUAAACUUGAACAGUCAAUCAGCGCUGAUAUGGAAACGGCUCGACCCAGCAUCGUCCACCGUGUGCACUUCCAACGAAUGGAAGGCCAGCUAAAAGAAUCAAGGGACCUUCUCACAGCCAAAAACGACGAAAUUCAGCAACUGCAGAAAAGCGCUUCUGCAAAAGAUGCAGAGAUUAGUGCCAUCAAGAAGACCAAGGAAGCUGCAGAAACCACACAAUUCCAACUCCAAGCCGAAAAUGAGAAUCUCAAGAAAUCCAUCACUGAGCUAGAAGCUACCAAAACCCAGCUGAUGAUGGAUCAUGAACGUCUAGCGAAAUAUAGAGCUCGAGAUAGGAAUUCGAAUUCGAGCUCCAGUGCCGAUCACAUGUCCGCGAGAUCGAGUGGCGCGACGUUGAUUACGGAGCCGGUACACUUGGUUAUGCAAUCUGAAGUCCCGCUUCCAGAUCGCCCCGCGACUGUUGUAGGAGAGAGCGGCAUGGUUGUAUCUGCAGCUGAUACUCCGAAAACAAAUAGCUUGGUAGAUAGUCCUCGGGCGAAUGGCUUCUCGAUGAUAUCGAAUGAUACCCCACCACUAGAAUUACGCUCUAGCCGCCGCAAGAGCCUUACACUAAAGGGCCUAAUGCGGAAGAUGGGCAGGAAGGAACAUGAUGAGGCGACUGAGAAGGAGGUGGAGCGUAGAGAUCGACCAAAAACAGCAUUGGCGUUAGGACCGAAAGAUAAGAACGCGGCGUUGAGACCGAAGACGGCGUUGGAAACAAAGGAUAAGAACGCCCAGAUGAGACCAAAGACUGCAAUAGACGUGCUCUCGAAGAAGGGGGGUGAUGAAGCAAAGACUGCAGUAGUACUCAAUGAUGCAAGUCGGCAAGAAGCGGUGGGACCGAAAACGUCGACCGCUGCGCAAAAGGAGAAUGCUGGCGCUCCGGACUCUCGGCGUCCGAAGUCUAGGGGCUGGGGAAGUCAAUCGUAA
Molecule: messenger RNA, 2355 nt
Organism: Lindgomyces ingoldianus
Lineage: Eukaryota; Fungi; Ascomycota; Dothideomycetes; Pleosporales; Lindgomycetaceae
Exons: 1
Coding region: 1-2355 (784 amino acids)
Source: RefSeq, a predicted model, not a curated record